Molecule: messenger RNA, 810 nt
Organism: Candida dubliniensis CD36
Lineage: Eukaryota; Fungi; Ascomycota; Pichiomycetes; Serinales; Debaryomycetaceae
Exons: 1
Coding region: 1-810 (269 amino acids)
Molecular function (GO): metal ion binding
Source: RefSeq, a predicted model, not a curated record
AUGGAUAACCUGUUUAUAUUUGAUUUGCCUACACAUUUACCCAAUGAGAUUCCAAAAGAACCAGAACUUACCUCUAAAAUCCAAAAUAAUGUGUCAGUGGGUAAUGAAACCAACAAUCAAAAUCAUCUGACUCAUCAUAAUGAUGAUGAUGAUGAUGACGAUGACAAAGAGGAAGAAAAUGAUGAACAUGAGGAAAAAGCACUUCCCAAGGCAUACACAAAUGAAACAAUAUAUAUUCAAGGUACAAAUAUUAGUUUACAAACUGAAGAAGAUAUAGCGAAAUGGAUAGAAGAAAGAAAACGAAAUUGGCCAACAAAUAAAAAUAUUGAACUUAAAAGGCAACAACAACAACAACAAAAGGAUAACGAUAACGAUAACGAUAUUAUCAAAACUGAUAACAUCAAUAAAAGGAAAAAUGACAAUGAAUCAUCCAAUACACUCACUAAAAAGCUGAAAAGUAUAAAUAUAUGUCGAUUUUAUCAACUUAAUAAAAAAUGUAAAUUUGGUAAUAAAUGUAAAAAUUUACAUGAACAACAACAACAACAACAUCAUCAAAAGCAAUCUAUAAAUGAAAAUCCUAUAACAUCAACUUAUAAUGAAUUAACUCAUUAUCGGAAAUUUAUUAAUGGAAUUCCUAUUUUAAUACCUAAAUUAUAUUCCAAUAGAACAGAAAAUACUUUGAUGAAUAAACUGUCAUUAUUUAAACAUCUUGUUAGUAAAGAUCAUAUGACUAAUGAAAAUGAAAAAGUAAUAGAAUUUAUUAAAUGGUUAAAUGACCAUGGUUUAAUAAAUCAUGAUGUUAUGAAAUAG